UCUUUGCACAGACUCUGGGAAUACAGUUCCCAGUCGGACGGACACACAUGUCGGAUUCAGGUGUAAUGUGAGAACUCGGCCUCCUGGCUGUGUUACUUGCAGACUGUUUCAGGCUGAGAUAUCUACUGACAGUGAGCCGCUGCCACUCGCGCACACACACACUUCUCACUGAUCACACUGGCUUCUCUCCUGAGGACCGCAGCUGGUGUUUUGGAUGAAUGUGUUCUACUUUAGAUGUGAGGCGGUUGUAACCCCACGCCAGCCCGGAUUGGCUGUGAGAACCGGACCAGUGGGAAGUCGGAGUCGCUGUGUGCUGAGACAGUGAGCUCUCUGCUCAGCUCCGAGUGUGGGACAGCCCGGAGCCCAGCACCUCUCCACGCUCCGGGAAGCAACCGGGACCCGACCCCGACUGGCAACCCCCUCUCACAGUUCACCACAACCUGGGCGAGGCAGCGGCUUCAAGAGGAGACCGUGCGGAAUUGGACUGCUGCCAUUCUAGACCAGGAGCAUUUAAACCUGCAACCCCGCCUCUGGACCAGGAGCAAAUAAAUCUGCUCUCCCCUAGACCAGGAGCACCUGAACCUAGAGAGCCAGGGUCAGUGAGUGUGGACACAUCCAUUAACUCCUGGCACGCUGAAACUUCCUCGGUGGAUGCGCAGAGUUGGGUUUCAGCACCGCGGACAGCGCUAUGAGGAAGUCCCAGAGACGCUCCUUUCCCUGAGCCAAACCGUUGCAAUUUCGUUUCUAAUGAAUUUGGGACAACGAUAAUCUGUUGUCUCUUGUUCAAAGUUGGGGUGUCAGGAACGCGGGAUGUUUACUCUUUUAAACUCGGCAGGAAGUGUCCCGGGAGGCUGCAGUCUGCUCCUCAUCUGUUCCCUCUUCCCGUGCGGAUGCAUCUAUUGUCAGGAGAAGACUCAUUCUCAGGCUGAGGAGAGGCUCUUCAAACACCUCUUCACUGGCUACAAUCGGUGGUCCAGACCUGUCUCCAAUGCUUCAGAUGCCGUUAUCGUCAACUUUGGUCUUUCCAUCGCACAGCUCAUUGAUGUGGAUGAGAAAAACCAGAUGAUGACAACGAACGUUUGGCUCAAGCAGGAAUGGUAUGAUUAUAAGCUUACGUGGGAUGCUGCAGAGUUUGGCAAUGUAACUUCAAUCCGUGUCCCUUCUGAAAUGAUCUGGAUUCCUGACAUUGUUCUUUACAACAAUGCAGAUGGAGAGUUUGCAGUGACACACAUGACGAAGGCUCACCUCUUCUCAACGGGCCAGGUGCAGUGGGUGCCCCCAGCUAUCUACAAGAGCUCCUGCAGCAUUGACGUCACCUUCUUUCCUUUCGACCAGCAGAAUUGCAAAAUGAAGUUUGGCUCCUGGACGCACGACAAGUCUAAGAUUGAUCUGAGGAGCAUGAGCAGGAAUGUUGACCUUAAGGACUACUGGGAAAGUGGCGAGUGGGCAAUAGUCAAUGCAGUAGGGAUUUAUAACAACGAAAAAUAUGACUGUUGCUUCGAAGUGUACGUUGAUAUCACAUACUCCUUCAUUAUCAGGAGGCUCCCUCUCUUCUACACCAUUAACCUCAUCAUUCCCUGUUUACUCAUCUCUUGUUUGACUGUUUUGGUCUUCCAUUUACCAUCAGCCUGUGGAGAGAAGAUUACUCUUUGUAUCUCAGUAUUGUUGUCCCUGACUGUUUUCUUGCUGCUUAUUACUGAAAUCAUCCCCUCGACUUCACUGGUCAUUCCUUUAAUCGGAGAAUACCUACUCUUCACCAUGAUCUUCGUCACGCUCUCCAUUGUUAUCACGGUCUUUGUCCUCAACAUCCACCACCGCUCGCCCAACACCCACAAGAUGCCCAGGUGGGUGAGGAGGGUCUUCCUUGAUUUCAUCCCUCACUGGAUCUUCAUGAAGAGACCAAGAUCCAAAGCUGAGAUGUCCACCGAUCACUUCAGUCCGCUAGAAUUGAAACUUGGCCUGUCCAAAUGCUGCCCUCCCUUAAGGGGUCAGAAGCCAUGGUUUGACCUUAUCCCUUGCCAGCCCACUCUAGCGGGACCUUGUGUCCUCAGCUACCCAUGUCACCCCGAGUCAAGCAGGUCCACAGCGGGGAUGGUCGAUGGAAACUGCCGAGCCUGGCCAAGUAACACCACUCAGACAAGAGCCAAUCUGUCGCUGUCUCCCAGCAUCAUGAGAGCACUGGAGGGAGUGCAUUAUAUUGCCAACCAUCUCCGAGCUGAGGAUGCUGAUGUUUCAGUGAAGGAAGAUUGGAAAUAUGUUGCCAUGGUGAUUGACCGGAUUUUUCUCUGGAUAUUUAUCAUCGCCUGUUUGUUGGGAACGUUCGGACUUUUCCUCCCACCUUGCCUGGCUGGAAUGAUUUGAUGGCCUCUUUGUAAAGUAGGGAGAACUGGGAGUGUUUGAGCCAUAAGUGAGGGUGUGGUGUUAGGGAAAUGUUCAAAUGAACUCUCCCUUUCCUCUACCCCUCUGUGGACUUCCACCUCCCUACUCCAUUCCCUCAUUUCCCUAGUCCCAUUUACCCCAAACUCCCCUAGUCCCAUUUAACCCAAACUCACCCAUCCCCAGUUACCCCAAGCUCCCCACUCUGCCACCCUUCACUUUCCCCACCGCCCAACUGUGAUCUCCACUCCCCAACAGUGGCCCUCACGCCCCCACCACUCCCCCUUGCCCACUCUCCCACCCAUCCCCACACACAAUACCCUUCCACCCUCAACAUGCCCUACUACACAUUACAUCCUGCUAACCAGCCAUUUACUCACCCUACACCUCUCUACCCCAACCCCAACCACACCACUCGCUCACCAUCUUUCUCCCAAUUCCUGACCCACCUUCAUUAACCCUCUCCUCCCUACCAGUUACCCAUAUACACCCUAGCCUCCCCAGUCACUCCCACCAAGCCUGACCAGGAAUGCAGUAAAAUUGUUUUUGGGCACGAGGGAUUAACAUUACCCUCAAGUACUGACCUCACCUCUCUUCCUUGCUGAUUGUCUGAGAGCAAUCCAUAUUUUCAUGAAGCAUGUUAAAUAUUGUGAAUAACUAAUUAAAAUGUGGAUA
Molecule: messenger RNA, 3051 nt
Organism: Stegostoma tigrinum
Lineage: Eukaryota; Metazoa; Chordata; Chondrichthyes; Orectolobiformes; Stegostomatidae
Gene: chrna2b
Product: cholinergic receptor, nicotinic, alpha 2b (neuronal)
Exons: 7
Coding region: 811-2361 (516 amino acids)
Biological process (GO): regulation of membrane potential; nervous system process; chemical synaptic transmission
Cellular component (GO): neuron projection; synapse; postsynaptic membrane
Molecular function (GO): transmembrane signaling receptor activity; acetylcholine-gated monoatomic cation-selective channel activity
Source: RefSeq, a predicted model, not a curated record